AACAAAGGAAAUGUUGUAAAGGAGUAACUUUGUGGUAUCUGUAUGUGUCUGUGUGUGAUGAACUGUCCUUAUCUACAAGAUACUUCUAGGAUAUCAAUGUGCCCCACCCUUCUGAUGAUACCCUGCGUUCCUUGUAUCCCAUGAAAGGAAUCCCACUCCAAAAAGAAAAAGGUAUGGCAAAAGAAGAAUAAAGAAGAAAAUUUGAAGACCAAAAGAGGCCUUUUACCCUAAGAACACGGCUAAUCUCUCUCAAGAUAUGUCAUCACUCUGCAUUCCUAACCCUACUUUAUUCUUAUUUUCAUCUUCAACUGGAGCUCUUAAAACAUUAAUUAAUAGAGCUAGGGAAAGUUGUCUGCGCAUCCUCUCCUCCAAAAUGAUCUCUAGCAAAGCUGUGACUUCAAAAAAAAUGGGGAAAAACGUGGGCUUCCUCGUCUGCGUCUUCAUUAUGGUCAUCGAUUCUGUGGCUGGGGUACUUGGGAUUGAGGCUGAAAUCAUUCAAAACAAGGCGAAACAUUCGAAGGUACUUUGGAUGUUUGAGUGCAGAGAACCAAGCUACAAGGCUUUCCAGCUAGGGUUGGCUGCUGCUAUACUUCUAGCAAUUACUCAUUUUGUUGCUCACUUGUUUGGUGGGUGCACUUGCAUUUGGUCAAAAGAAGAUUACCGGAAGUCUACACCUAACAAGCAAUUAGCAGUUGUUUUCCUCCUUUUAUCCUGGAACAUUGGCCAAUUCAAGAUCAAGAAAGUUGUGUGGGAUAGCACACAAUCGAAUUUUGUUUAUCGGAGGGAUUCUCUGCUUUUUUCAUGAAUUGUUCACAGUUGCCUACUAUGUCUCCGCCACUGCCGCCAAAAAAGA
Juglans microcarpa x Juglans regia is the source of this 853-nucleotide messenger RNA. RefSeq lists its product as uncharacterized. The coding region runs from base 257 to 805 and encodes 182 amino acids. The transcript is spliced from 3 exons. Lineage: Eukaryota; Viridiplantae; Streptophyta; Magnoliopsida; Fagales; Juglandaceae. The record is from RefSeq and is a predicted model, not a curated record.